Molecule: messenger RNA, 1956 nt
Organism: Cryptomeria japonica (Japanese cedar)
Lineage: Eukaryota; Viridiplantae; Streptophyta; Pinopsida; Cupressales; Cupressaceae
Product: adenosylhomocysteinase 1
Exons: 4
Coding region: 119-1576 (485 amino acids)
Biological process (GO): L-methionine cycle
Cellular component (GO): cytosol
Molecular function (GO): adenosylhomocysteinase activity
Source: RefSeq, a predicted model, not a curated record
GUAAAUUCUCGCACUCUCCCUUGAGCAUCGACAGUUUGAGGGAUUGAAAUUUGCCCUGGCUCAUAAGAUUUGAUCAGCGCACAUUUCAAAUUUCUUCUUGUUCCCUUGCUUUUCGGCAAUGGCGCUCGUCGUCGAGAAGACUGUGACGGGGAGGGAAUACAAGGUGAAGGAUAUGUCGCAGGCGGACUUCGGUCGUAUGGAGUUGGAUCUGGCUGAAGUGGAGAUGCCGGGGCUCAUGGCCUGCCGGGUUGAGUACGGGCCCUCGCAGCCGUUUAAGGGUGCUCGCAUUACCGGCUCCCUCCAUAUGACCAUCCAGACUGCUGUGCUCAUCGAGACCCUCACGGCCCUCGGUGCUGAAGUCAGAUGGUGCUCCUGCAACAUUUUCUCUACUCAGGAUCAUGCGGCUGCAGCCAUUGCCCGUGACAGUGCAGCUGUGUUUGCAUGGAAAGGGGAGACCCUUCAGGAGUACUGGUGGUGCACAGAAAGGGCUUUGGAGUGGGGCCCUGGUGGUGGUCCAGAUCUGAUUGUGGAUGAUGGGGGAGAUGCUACACUGCUGAUUCACGAGGGGGUUAAGGCCGAGGAAGAGUAUGCGAAGUCUGGGAAGCUUCCAGACCCAGCAUCAACAACAAAUCCCGAGUUUCAGAUUGUUUUGGGAUUGAUAAAGGACGGCCUCAAGGAGGAUCCCCUCAAAUAUCACAAGAUGAAGGAUAGGUUGGUUGGUGUAUCCGAGGAAACGACUACUGGUGUUCACAGGCUGUACCAGAUGCAAAACAAUGGCACUUUGCUCUUCCCUGCCAUUAAUGUCAAUGAUUCUGUUACGAAGAGUAAGUUCGAUAACUUGUAUGGAUGCAGGCACUCUCUACCAGAUGGUCUGAUGAGAGCUACUGAUGUGAUGAUUGCUGGCAAGGUUGCUGUUGUUUGUGGAUAUGGAGAUGUUGGCAAGGGUUGCGCUGCAGCCAUGAAGGCUGCUGGAGCUAGGGUGAUUGUAACAGAGAUUGACCCCAUUUGUGCUUUACAAGCCCUUAUGGAAGGUAUUCCUGUUCUGACGCUGGAGGAUGUGUUAGAAACUGCUGAUAUCUUUGUGACAACUACAGGUAACAAGGAUAUCAUCAUGGUUGAUAACAUGAGGAUAAUGAAGAACAAUGCCAUUGUCUGCAACAUUGGUCACUUCGAUAAUGAAAUUGACAUGCAUGGACUUGAAACCUACCCUGGUGUCAAGAAGGUAACCAUCAAGCCUCAGACUGACCGGUGGGUGUUCCCUGAAACCAACAGCGGCAUCAUUGUCCUUGCAGAGGGACGUCUCAUGAACUUGGGUUGUGCUACCGGCCACCCAAGUUUUGUCAUGUCAUGUUCCUUCACAAAUCAGGUUAUCGCUCAGCUGGAGCUUUGGAAUGAGAGGAAAACAGGGAAGUAUGAGAAGAAGGUUUAUGUGCUCCCCAAGCAUUUAGAUGAGAAGGUGGCUGCUCUGCACUUGCCCAAGCUGGGUGCCAAACUAACAAAACUUUCCCCAGAUCAGGCUGCCUACAUCAAUGUGCCUAUCGAGGGUCCUUACAAGCCUGUCCACUACCGAUACUGAGCAAAGCAUGUCUUUGACAUGACUAAUUAGUGCAGGGCAGCUGUUUUGAGAAUAUGCUUAGGAAGCGAAGACUAUUCUUGGCUUCUUUAUUGCUUUCCUUAUACCUCUAAUAAAAGCAAGAGGUCUAUUCUACUGCAGGCAAAUCUGCUCUUUACUACGGCAUACCUCAUAUUAAACAAGAGGUCUGAUGUGUUUCAGGUGUAUCUGCUAGUUUACUUAAACAGCACCUUCAAUUUCUACUUUCCAGUUAUGUCAUAGAAUAGAAGAGUUCCGAUUUUAGAAUCUGUAUGCAUGACUUGUUCAUCGUUUGGGCUGCGAAGGCCGAAAUUCUUUAAUGGGAACACAGAAAUAUCAAAUAUAAUUCUUAUUUGUUUGUCUUA